Somion occarium is the source of this 3188-nucleotide messenger RNA. NCBI's taxonomy places the organism in Eukaryota, Fungi, Basidiomycota, Agaricomycetes, Polyporales, Cerrenaceae. The record is from the annotation of a GenBank genome assembly.
CCGCCACCUUCCAGGACACUUCCAUCGAUGACCCGUCUUGAAGACAUGGUCGGUUGUAUAAAUGUUCUACGACCCCGAAGAGCUUGGUAUAGACCAGAGUUAGUAACGAAGAAGCGAGGUUUGUCGCGAGGGCAGAAAUGGAUGUGGUGGUUACUGGAAGAGGUUGCACAUGUGAGGAAAGUGUGGUUUGCACCUCCUCCACGAUCACCACCCAUACAUCCAGCACACUUGUCUCCGUAGAGCGUUGGAAGGGUGUUGAGACGUGGAUCUAUCUCACGACUAACUCACGACUUGCUUAUUAUCCAGGAACAGCAGAUAAGAAACAGUCCAGUUGGCAGCCCUAGACACCUGCCAUGUCGGACGCACAGCGGAAAGAACUCAGCGCAUUCUUUUCGUUCUUCGCCACAUUCGAUCUCACAAGACCAGUAACAACUGUUGCUGAUCUUUCCGAUGGUGCAGCUCUGUUUGAGGUUCUGUCUGUAAUCGACGCAGAAUACUUCCGUCAGGCCACUCGCCCGUCGGCCCAGCCCUCAGAGAACUGGGUGUUACGAUUCAGUUCUCUGAAACGGCUCUACCGGCUCAUGACCCAAUACUUUUCUGACAUCCUUCACCAACAUACAAGCGCGCUGGACGUGCCAGACCUGCAAGCCAUCGCCAAGGACCAGAAUGUCAGCGCGACUCUCAUUAUGUGUCGUCUUACCAUUGCAAUUGCAGUGCAAUGUGAAGGAAACAAGGCAAUCAUCGAGAGGAUAACUAAACUUUCGGAAAGUGAGCAACAUUCCCUCAUGAAGGCCAUUGAGCAGUGAAGGCCUCGGGUGAGACACAUACCGGAGAGACUAGUAUGACUGAGUGCGUGUUCCUCGCUAUACACUCUUCUUCUGCUGGAUCGUCUGUUUAUUCUAGGGAUGAUCAUUAUUACCAGCUUCAGUCGGAGCGGAGUCGUAUUCUUUCUGAGAAGGAAACACUGGAGAAGGUCUACCAGACACUCAUGGAGGAACAUCGCACACUUCAGUCAAGCUUGGACGACGCACUCUCCGAGAAGGAAGAGACCCUUGCUCAGCUCCGACAAGCUCAGCGUGACGUGGAGAACCGAAAACCGGACAGUCGUAAUGACGCUCUCAUGCGAGCUGAGAUUGACCGUCUAAGAAGUGAGCUCCAGAAGAGUGAAGAGAACCUUGCCAUGGCUGAGGCCGAACUUGACAAGCAUACUGCGCUUGUCACCGAUCUCACAAGGAAAGUCGAUGAACUACAGGUCAAGGCCGAUGAGGCCGUUCGGCUCAAAGAUCAGCUAGAUGAGUAUCGACAUACCGCUGACAAGCUUCAAAAGACGGAGAACGUCAUGGAGAAGUAUAAGAAGAAGCUGCAGGAAGGUGCUGAUCUCAGGCAGCAUGUCCGCGCUCUAGAGAGCCAAAAUGCCGACCUGGUCGAUAAGAAUGCCUCGCUAGAGGAAGAGUACCGCAAAGUCGCUGCCUUCAAACCGUUGAUGGAAUCCUACAAAACCCAAAUCGCGGAAUUGGAGACAAAGUCUUCUUCUCGAAGCAAAGAGCUCGAUGCCCUUCGAUUUGAGUUGGAGCAAACGAAGUCGAAACUCAAGGUUGCUGUAGAAGAGCGUCAGCGAGACUCCGAGACUUUAGAGCUUUACCAAGAGAGAGUACGCGAACUCGAGCUCAUGUCGACUAGACCGACUGCCGCUUCAAGAAGGGUUGUCUCGAAUGCCGAGCCUCAGGGUAAUAUGGCAGAGCUGACCGAAGCUGAACUCCUUGGACCUGAGCAUGUUCCACCGCGGGAUAUGGACGAAGACGAUGAAGAUGAGGUGCACGGUCUUGGUGGAGAGCUUGAUUCGGCGUUGACUGGUACAACGAUGACCGAUCUCAAACUGCAAGUCAGGAAACUGCAGCGCGAGCUAGGGGCGGUAAAGAAGAACGAAGUUGACUCAAGUCGGGUCCUGGUAUUGGAGAAUUUGCUCGAGGAUGCGAAUAGGAUGAAGGCUAGGUAUGAGGCAGAUUACCUUGCUGCUCAUAGGGAAAAAUUGGUCUUGCAGAAUGACUUGGAGGAGAUCAGGAGUGGCAAGUCCAUGGGCGACGGCGCCGAAGCAGCCAUUGCUCUGCGACAACGGCUGAACGAGACGGUUGAUCAACUGGAUGCCUUACGCAAAGCGCACACUGAGCUUGAGGUCCGAUUCGAGGCACAGAGCAAGGAGCUGACGAUCGCGAAAUCAGACUUGAAUUUAGUCAACAAGGACCAGCUGGACAUCCUUGCGACGCUGCGAGAGUCUGUCAAUGAAGACAAGGCUGGUCUAGAAGCAGAAGUUGGACAGUUACUCGAGCAAAUCAAGGAGCUCUCGGACAAGAACAAGAUGCAGCUUGAGCAGAUCAAUGGACUGCUAUUAGAGAAGGUUAACCUGCAGAGCGAGGGCCUUGAUCAAAGAGAUCGUAUGCUUCAGAGAGAACGUGCUAUCGGCGAUCUGCGUGCUUCUCUCUCUGGGAAGGAUGUUCCUGAGGACAUUAAGAAUCGCAUGCUGAAGAUGCACGAAGAGAACAUUCAACUCCAGGAGCAAUACAAGACUGCUCAAGAGAAGCUGAACAAAGCUCGACAGUUUAUCAAACAACAGGACAAAUUGUUCAAAGAGGAGCAAACGAAGAAAGGAGUUGCACCUGGUGCCUUCGAGGAAGCGGAAAAUAGCUACAAGUCACAAAUCAAGAUCUUAGAAGAGGAUCUUGCUCGGCAACAGCGACUCAUGAGUGACAUGAGUAAACGGUAUGACCGAGAGUUUGUCUUGAUGAUGAGUGCGAUGCAUGAGUUGGGGGUGACGUCUGCUCGACACCAUUUGGGCAAUCAUCCACAACAGCGUCCAGGGCCUACUGCAUGGCUACCACAACAACGAAGAAACCUUGGACAAAUCCUGAGACGAUGACCACGCCGUUGGCUGUAGAUUUUUGGUUUGGUUACACUAUUGGAUUGCACGAGAUGGAUACCCCCACUUAGUUGGCACAUAUUCCCACUUUUUGGAUUAAUGUACUGCAUGACUUUGAUUCUCACAUACUCAGAAUGCGACCUUGCUUUUCCUCGUUCCUGAGGAAACGCGUCUGUGGCUUUGAGCGCCUCUUUCACGCGCCUGUAAUUUACGCGUUUGACUGUCGCGUCCUCCUUUUCCCAGCCGCAAUCAUUCACGACAUUUGAGCCAUCCU